This is a messenger RNA of Oppiella nova, 255 nucleotides long. The record is from the annotation of a GenBank genome assembly. Lineage: Eukaryota; Metazoa; Arthropoda; Arachnida; Sarcoptiformes; Oppiidae.
AUGAAUGGUGUGUCCAAUAGAUGUAGUCAUGGAUUGCGUCAUACGUUUGAAGUGGAGUUGCAUUUGAAGCCUGAAGCAGACAUAGCCCUCAUUGGUCUGGCAGUUAUGGGACAGAAUCUCAUACUGAAUAUGGCUGACAAUGGAUUCACUGUGUGUGCGUACAACAGGACGACCUCAAAAGUGGACGAUUUCUUGGCCAAUGAAGCCAAAGGCAAGUCAGUGGUUGGCGCCCAUAGUAUUAAGGAGAUGGUGUCC